CCCGCACUCGGCUGGUUCAAGGGAGUCGCAGAACAAGACUUGCAACAAGUGGCUUUGAUUCAAUCUUGCAAGAACUAUGGCACUCUCUUGUUUAAAUACUUUAGGAUAAUUUUAUCCUGCUGGUAACUAACGACUCCGCUGUUUUUCCAGUCGCUGCAGGUGAGGAGGGAGUUUGUCCGAGUUCAGGGGUUUGGCUGUUUUUCCCUCUGCGCUCACAAUGUCGUACCAAGUUGGUGGCGCCCCCAGUGCCACGUUGCCGCCUGGGCACUCCCAGCCCCCCCGCCCCCCCAAAGGCCAAAGCAACGGCAGCUACGGCCUAAGCAUCCGGGUCCAGGGUAUCGACGGGCACCCCUACGUGGUCCUUAACAACCAGGACCGCCCCGCCAACCCGUACCCCCCCAGCAAUGGACACAGGGACGCCCAAGGCUCCUUCAUCGACGACUACCAGGACUACGACUUCCGCGGGCCCAGUCCGUUUGUGGAGUACCGCUCACAGAAGCAGGUUGUAGCGCCCAAUGUCGGCCUGAAGGAGAACGAGGACCCCCAGACCAGGAAAAGUCCAAGUCUGCUCAACUUCCAGAGGCACCCGGAGCUGCUGAAGCCCUACGACCCAGAGAACAACACGCUGGAGGGAUUCCGUGGUCCCCCAGCAGCGCGCCCAGGGUCUCUGGCCGAGAGUGAGGUACCCCCUCAGGGGUUGGGGUCCAUCGAGGUACCCCCUCAGUCUGCCACUCACGCCAGGUCCUCCAGCCCGGAGCAGCCUCGAGCGCCCACUCUGCCCCAGCAGCAGCAGCAGCAGCAGCAGCAGCAGCAGCCAUCCAAGAUGGCCGCACAGCCCCAGGCACACCCCAGACCGUACAAGUCCAAGAGCCACACACCGGGGAAACCGCAGACCCAAGCCCAACCCGUCCAAACUCAAGCCCAACCCGUCCAAACCCAAGCCCAACCUCCAGCCCAAUCUCAGGUCAAGCCCAAACUGCAGCCUCAAACGCCGGCUCAGCCUGUGGGCUCCCUUCCGUCCACAGCCCCCUCUCCUCCCCAGAGCAAACUGCCCCCAGCCACUACCCCCACCAAACUCCCCCCUUCUCAGCGCGUUCCGGUGCCCCAGGCUGCCCCUGUCAGUGAACCCACCCCCACAGCAGUGAUGUCUCCUCCUUCGAGACGCUCCCCUAGUGUGGCGAGCAGCGCCAACUCCAGCCUGGAGCGAGGCUCUGGGUCCGGUUCUGUCUCUGCUGGGAGUUUGGGCCGGGCUCGUGAGCCGGAUGUUCUGCCACUGCGUCGUGUGGACUCCAGCGGCCCGGUUCUACAGUCAUCGUCCCGGUCCCGCCACUCAUCCACCUCCUCCACGGCAACCAGCGGCUCCGCCCCCACACGCACCCUGUCUCCAGGGCGACCGGCGCAGGACGAGCUGGAGGCGCUCUACGCGGAGUCCAUCAACCGGCACCAGAACAGGCGCUACAUCCCCUUCCUGCCCGGCACGGGCCGCGACAUCAACACUGAACCGCUGGCCGGCGUCGACAAGCUCAUCAACCAGUUUGACGGAACCGGGACCCAGCGGCGCGGACGGACGGGCAGGCGUGGCCGCAUCGACCCGGAGGACCGGAAGCGCUCGCGGAGCGUGGACAGUGCCAUGCCCUUCGGCCUGCCCGGCGGAGGAGAUUACCUGGAGGAGGUGAGCCGUAACCGGGGACGAGUGGGCGAGCACGUGCUGCGGCCAUCCCAGCUGGGGCUGAAGCGGGGGUCGGGGGGCAGCGGGGUGUCCCCCUCCCUCACGCUCCCUGCCGGAUGCAGGGCCCGCACCAGGGACCCUCCGAGGGGCCGCAGUGCGCCGGGGUCACCCGAGGGAUCUCUGCCCAGGGGAGAGGCUUCCCUGCUGGGCUUCAGCAGGCCCAGCGCCCGGCCCUCAGGGCUCCCCCAGGAAGAGAGCCAGGCACAGGUCUGGUCAAAGGUCAAAACCAGUGUGGCCACGGGGUCUCUCUCCAGACCAGCCCCUGAGACCACCAGCAAGGCCAAAGGACCAGAGUUGGAGGCAAAGGUGACCCCUGACCUCCUGAAAGGUCAGCAAGACCUCUCCCAGCAGACCCACGAUGAGACCGCCAAGCAGAUCCUCUUCAGCUACCUGAAGGCUGGAAGCGGCGAUAACGAUGACACCACCAAGAGAAAAGUCAACCUGGUGUUCGAGAAGAUCCAGACCCUCAAGUCACGGGCAGCCGGGAGUACCCAGCCCGAAAACACAGCUCCAGACCAGGCAGCCCAAACUAAGGCUCUGGAGGGGCAUAGAGUGGAGCUGGAGAAGGAGGUGUCUGACCUGAAGUCUCGACUAGAGGAGGAGGUCAAGAAGCAGAAGACUCUGCUUGAGACCCAGCGUGAGGCUGGAGAGGGACUGAAGGGGCUGCAGCAGCAGCUGGACCUCGGCCUGCAGGAGAGCAGCCAGCUCAAGGCCAAACUGGCCAAGACUGAGUCAGACCUGCGCACUACACUAGAGGAGCUGUUUCAGGUGAAGAUGGAGCGAGAGCAGUCCCAGACUGAGAUCAGGGACCUGCAGGACCAGCUGUCUGAGAUGCACGACGAGCUGGACGGGGCCAAGAGGGCCGGCGCAGAUGGGGCCGACAAGGAGGCCAUGCUUGAGGACCUGGUUCAGCUGAAGCUGGAGCUGCAGGAGGUGGUGCUGGUUAAGGAGGAGCAGGAGGAGGUGCUGAGGAGGCGCGAGCGUGAGCUGACCGCCCUGAAGGGGGCGCUGAAGGAGGAGGUGUCCACGCACGACCAGGAAGUGGACAAGCUGAGGGAGCAGUACGAGAAGGAGAUCCACAAGCUGCAGGCCAGCGUGGACGAGGCCAAACAGAGUAAUGCGGCGGCGUGCCGUGACCGUGCCGAGGUGGAUGCGGCCCGCGGGGCCGCGGAGGGCCAGGUGGGCCGGCUAUCCCAGGAGGCCGAGCGGCUGCGGCGGCGCGUGCAGGAGCUGGAGAACGAGGUGGCUAAACUCAACCGCAUCAUCGACGAGGCCAAGCUGCAGGAGAACCGGCUGGCCGAAAGACUCAGCAGAGUAGAGAAAGAGAAGAGGCUUGUGGAGGAGUCCUUAGCUGAAGUGAGAGAGGAAGAGGAGGAGAUGUCAAGGGCCAACAGAGCACUGACCACCCGUCUGGAAGAUGUACAGAGGAACCUGACUCGUCUGACUCAGGAGCAUCGUGAGCUGGAGGAGAGGCUGAGAGAGGAGCGUAGCCAGAAGGAGCAGUUCAAGAGCACCAAGAACCAGAUAGAGGAGGAGAGACGCCUGCUGGACCGCACAGUAGAGAAACUACAGAGAGAGAUGAAUGAGAUUGUGGAGGCGUCUCAGACUUCUACUCAGGAGCUGCAGGAGCAGAUUGAUGUUUAUAAGGAGAAGAACCGACGAGAACUAGCGGAUCUUCAGAGACAGCUGAGAGAGAGAACCGCAGAACUGGAACAGUCACGCCACACCGCCAAGGCCCUGCAGGAAGAGGUGACCCAUCUGGAGGGGGACUUGCGUGACUGUAAGAGUGAGCGUGACGACUCCGUACAGCAGGUGAAGGAUUUGGAGCACAAAGUGUUUGACCUGGAGGUCGAGGCAGAGACCCGCGGCCAGAAAGACGACAAGACCCGACAAAAGAAACUACUCGAUGAACGUGUUGCUCAGCUGGAGAUGGAUCUGGAUGAGGAACGGCAGAGUGGAGACCAGCUAAUGGACAGAAUAGACAGAGGGAGAGAACAGGUGGAGCAGAUGAGGAGUGAGCUCCUGCAGGAGAGAGCCAGCAGACAAGAUCUGGAAUGUGACAAGAUGGCUCUAGAGAGACAGAAUAAGGAUCUGAAGAGUCGUGUGUCCCACCUGGAGGGCUCCCAGAAGUCCACUAAGGAGGGCCUGGUGACCAAGCUGGAGUCCCGCAUUCAGGAGCUGGAGGAGAGACUGGAGGGAGAGGAGAGGGAAAGAGGCAAUCUGCAGCAGGCCAAUCGCAGGCUGGAGAGGAAGGUGAAGGAGAUGAUGAUGCAAGUGGAUGAUGAACACCACACUCUACAGGACCAGAAAGACCAGCUGAACCUGCGUCUGAAGGCCCUGAAGCGUCAGAUGGACGAGGCGGAGGAGGAGAUUGACCGCCUGGAGCACGGCAAGAAGAAGCUGCAGAGAGACCUGGACGAACAGCAGGAGGCCAACGAACAACUACAGAGCCAGCUCAAAACACUCAGGAGCGAGAUGAGGCGCAAGACUAACUCUGCCCCCCUCCUCAACGACCUGGACGAUGAUGAUGACGAAGAUGACAUCAGCACAGAUGGAGAGACCUACUUCAGCUCGUCGUCCAACUACAAGCGCUCAAGCAGCCAGGACGCCAUCAUCUCCACCUACACACUGUAGGUCAACCCCACCCCAACACCCCCCUCCAUUGUUACUGACGGAACCAGGAGAAUCAUAUCAGUUUGGUGUUUUGGGCCUCAUAGGACACCAUAUCACUGAAGCAGUACCUGUUGCCCUGUUGAAAACAAAAAUGUCUAAAUAUUCCUCCUCUGUAUUAUUAUUUUUAUUUUAUUUUUUAUGCUUUUACCGUCCUACCUGUCUUUAACCCUAGGUCUUAUAGUUACCACGGCAAUAUGGAAAUGAUUAAAUGAUGUUUUGAUUAAGUGAUUAAGUGCAUUUUGAAGACGAACCAAUCAGAAUCAUUCCUGUCGACAUGUCACUCAUUACUGCCAGGCCUUAAGUAGACGUCGACAAACAAAUUAUAUGAGACGUUAUUUAUUCUCUCAGACGCCCCUAACGACAGAAUGAAGGGCUUAUCUCGUGAAGGGAAAGAGAUGAUGAGGGAGCCUUUUGAAAACAUCACUUUUACCGUCCACAUUUUUUAUAUUAGCUUAGCUAUGAGUUAGCGCAAGAGGCUUAGAGGUCAACAUAAAGGUCAACUAUUCAUGCUGUGUCAACAGUUCUGUUGUUAAAUAUGGGUUGAUGUGAAAGAUAUGUAUAGAUAAGAAGAUACUUCGCUGGUUGAUGCUGUGCUUCUCUGACUUAUAAACUGGAUAUCACUGUUGGUGCUGCUCUGGGACGUAUCCAGUCCUGUGUAAUUCCUGUAAAUGAAUGCAUUCCUUUUUCCAUGAAGACCAAUCAUCUCAUGAACCAUAAAACUGGGGGGGUGAGAGAGAGCAAUUUUUAUUUUUAUGAGAAAUCCUUGAAGUCUUGCAAGCUUUCUCUGGGACCCGAACAGUGUUACCACGGAGCCAGAGAGUAGGAGAGUGUGGGCCGUAUCCAGGCCACAUGUGGGCCGUAUCCAGGCUAGGUGUGGGCUAUGCGGUGAAGCAUAGGGCAUGAGUGUAUGUGUGUGCAGCAGAGUGAUCGUGUUGCUUUUCUCUCAUGUGUGUAUUUAGUCUUACAGUGUGUGUGUGUUUUUGUUUGUUUUUUUGUUUGUUUGUUUUUGUUGUGUUUUGACUGCACAUGAUGCUUUUUUUGAAGCCAUGUGUACAGUUGUUAAACACACACACACACACACACACACACACACACACACGUUAGAGAGAGCACAAGAACAUGAAUGCUUCUCUUAGCUUAAUUAGUGUGGGGCGGUCUUCUGUUAUGCAAGAUUCCCAUGAUGCUGGAGCUACUGGCUCCAUGCUGUGUUGACAAUCAAAUAUUUUAUUUUUCUUUAUUGCAAACACUGUGAUGACUUAGCACUGUGUCCUGGGUCACAUCUCUCCAGUAUCCUUGGCUGCUGUUGUUGUUGCCAUAUGUGACAAAAUGUCUUUAGGUUGGAGCCCCCCCCCCAGAUCCAGCCUCUAGUGUGUGUUUUUAAGAAGAGGUGUGUGUGGGAGGGUGUGUGUGUUAAAUAAUGCUGCCUCUACCUCUCUGUAUACAUCUGUCAUGCUUAGUCUAAAAACCUGAUGAAUUAAAAAAAAAAUGCCACUUACA
Clupea harengus (Atlantic herring) is the source of this 5899-nucleotide messenger RNA. It is a transcript of the gene cgnl1, whose product is annotated as cingulin like 1. The record is from RefSeq and is a predicted model, not a curated record. Gene Ontology annotation, biological process: protein localization to cell-cell junction. Gene Ontology annotation, cellular component: bicellular tight junction; myosin complex. NCBI's taxonomy places the organism in Eukaryota, Metazoa, Chordata, Actinopteri, Clupeiformes, Clupeidae.